AUGGAUAAUACCUUGAGCUCCUUGGAGAGGAAAAUGACUGUCUUUAAAGGGAACUGUGAAAUGGAGGGGAACCCAGAGGUGCAGUUCAGGCAGUUCUGCGUCCAGGAGACCAAAGGACCCCGAGAGGUUUGCAGCCAACUCUUCCGCUUUGACCAUCAAUGGCUAAAGCCAGAAAGGCACACGAAAGCUCAGAUGUUGGACCUGGUGAUUAUGGAGCAGUUCCUGGCUAUCCUUCCAGUGGAGAUGGAGAGCUGGGGAAAGGAUCUGUUUGCAGGGAUGGGCUCAGGAUCCUCUGAGGCAGAGAGGACUCGGUUGGACAGCAGAGAGAGGCCACUGGGUGACAGAAAGACUUUGGCAAAACCUCACCCAUCUUUUCAUGGUGUCAGAGGGGAAGCGGUGGCUGUGGAAGCAGAUCAGGGUUCAGUGUGCUUUGAAGACGUCGCCGUUUCUUUCACAGACGAGGAGUGGGCAUUGCUGGAUCCUGACCAGAGAGCUCUGCAUAAGGAAGUCAUGGCGGAGAAUCGUGGGAUCAUGGACUCUCUCAGUGGUGAAAUGUUAGAAAUCCACACAGUGGAGAAGGUACACAAAUAUUUGGGGCGUGGAGAGAGUUUAUUUCGGAAGUUCCGUCUCACUUCCCAGGACAGAACUCGCAGAGGAGAGAAACAAUAUCGGUGCUUGGCAUGUGGAAAGAGCUUCAGUCACAAAGCCAACCUCGCAACCCAUCAAAGAAUUCAUACCGGGGAGAAACCCUGUUUGGAAUGUGGAAAGAGUUUCAGAUACAGGCGCACCCUCACUUCCCAUCAAAGAGUUCACACAGAGGAGAAACCGCAUCAGUGCUUGGAAUGCGGAAGGAGCUUCGCCGGGAAGAAAUGGCUCACUUCCCAUCAAAGGAUUCAUAAGGGGGAGAAACCCCACCAGUGCUUGGAAUGUGGGAAGAGCUUCAGCGAGAGCACUUAUCUCACAUCCCACCAGAGAACUCACAGCGGGGAGAAACCAUUUCGUUGCUUGGCAUGUGGAAAGAGCUUCAGUCACAGGGCCAACCUUGCAGCCCAUCAGAGAAUCCACACCGGGGAGAAACCGUUUCAGUGCCAGCAGUGUGGAAAGCGCUUCAGCCAGAGCACCCAUCUCACUACCCAUCAAAGAACUCACAGCGGAGAGAAGCCAUACCUGUGCCUGGAGUGUGGGAAGAGCUUCAGUCACAGGCACACUCUCACUUUCCACCAAAGAAUUCACAGCGGGGAGAAACCGUACCACUGCUUUGAAUGUGGCAAGCGCUUCAGUCGUAGCGACAAUCUCGCAGCCCAUCAAAGAACUCACAAUGGGGGGAAACCAUAGCAGUGGCUGUGUACAUAUUUAAAUUUAUGAGACUUUAAUUAAACUGUAGGUGGGUGGGGAUUGCAACUGUGUUCAUGUCCUUUGACUACCCAGCAAAGAAGUCCUCCUCCUCUCUCAGGACCAUGGAGUGCACCAAUAACUCGGUGCCUAACAUAUCUUCACAUUGCAGACCCAGAUGUACAAAGUGCAAUUUGGAUUACUUUUUUGACGUUCCAUUGGGGAAGAGGGUCACAAGUGGUUUGGCAACCCUGGUGAGGUCGUUGUCAACCAGUGCCAUCCAGUUGCAUUUCCCUAGGUGCUCUGGUCAGGAGAGAGAAAGGGAGAGUUUUAGGCAAAUCACCCUUUUUACUCCUCUCCCUGGAGAGAAGAGGGAUCAGUACACUCAAAAUACUCCUGGUUUUGCACCUGUUGGUCACUGAAUGAAGAUGCGUGUGUAGAAUUACAGAAUCACAGAACUGUGGAGUUGGAAGGGGCUCCCAGAGGCAUCUAGUCCACCCCCGGCUGCAGUGCAGGAAUUGCAGCUAAAUUGGGAGUGGAUUGACCACAUCGCCAUCGAUUAAAACGACACACACUUUAAAAUCUGAUUUCUUUUUAUUGUUAUUGAAUGACUUUGUUCUAAACAGAAGAAGUAACACAGCUCCUUCUCUCUCUCU
Lacerta agilis (Sand lizard) is the source of this 1988-nucleotide messenger RNA. RefSeq names its product zinc finger protein OZF-like. The record is from RefSeq and is a predicted model, not a curated record. Bases 1 to 1335 code for a protein of 444 amino acids. The transcript is spliced from 7 exons. Lineage: Eukaryota; Metazoa; Chordata; Lepidosauria; Squamata; Lacertidae. Gene Ontology annotation, molecular function: RNA polymerase II cis-regulatory region sequence-specific DNA binding; DNA-binding transcription factor activity. Gene Ontology annotation, biological process: regulation of transcription by RNA polymerase II.